Messenger RNA from Mercurialis annua (annual mercury), 4383 nucleotides. Its product is annotated as LRR receptor-like serine/threonine-protein kinase GSO1. The transcript has 2 exons. Gene Ontology annotation, biological process: protein phosphorylation. Lineage: Eukaryota; Viridiplantae; Streptophyta; Magnoliopsida; Malpighiales; Euphorbiaceae. The record is from RefSeq and is a predicted model, not a curated record. The coding region runs from base 478 to 4257 and encodes 1259 amino acids. Gene Ontology annotation, molecular function: protein binding; protein kinase activity; ATP binding.
ACUAAUUCAAGCAAACCCACAUAAACCACUGUAUCUUCCCCAUGCAAUCCAUAUCAUCUUCUUUUAUCAAAACCCACCAACUCUUUUUUUCCUAACCAUUUUCCAAUGCACACUUUGACUUAUGUUUUCUAUAAAUCAAUUCUCAUCAUUUAUUGAAAUCUUUAUCUUUGCUCAUAUUUCCAUGUUCUUCCUCUGGUCUCUGACCUUUUUUGGACCGUUCAUUUCAUUAAAUAUACUGCCUCCUUCUCAUCCCCCUCAAUAACACAGUUACAGUUGUAUAGCUAUCUCCAUGCAUCAUUAAUGGCAUUUUCUGCAGCUGACAGACAGAAAAAAUGUGCAUGCAUACCCUUAUUUAAUGCCUUAUCUGACCCAACUCGCCCUUCCAUGCAAUCCACCGCCAUGAACCGUGAAAAACUACUCUUUUUUAUACUUUCUUGAACUUUUUUCUUCUGCUUAUUCAAGGUCUUAAAGAUUGAUAUGGCCUUGUUUAAAGAGGUGGUGAUGGUUUUUUUUGUUGUUUUGCUGUCUUUUUUGUUUGGUUUUGUUAUGUGUCAAAAUGAAGAUUUGGCGGUUCUUUUAGAGGUCAAGAAGUCGUUUCUUGAUGACCCGGAAAAUGUUUUGCAUGAUUGGAAUCGAAGCAACUCGAAUUUUUGUACUUGGAGUGGAGUUACUUGUGGGUUCAACUCGGUUUCUGGCUCAGCUCAAGUUGUGGGUUUAAACCUGUCUGACUCGUUGUUAUCUGGUUCGGUGUCACCUUUGUUGGGUCGGUUGCAUGACCUAAUCCAUCUUGAUCUUUCUUCUAACAGCCUAACGGGUCCCAUUCCAACUGCUCUUUCAAACUUAUCUUCGUUGGAAUCUCUACUCUUGUUCUCUAACCAACUCACUGGUUCUAUUCCAACUCAACUCGGUUCUCUCGCGAGUCUUCGUGUCUUGAGAAUCGGUGAUAAUGGACUCACUGGGUCUAUUCCUGCAUCCUUUGGUGAUCUUACCAAUUUGGUCAGUCUUGGUUUGGCCUCAUGUAGUCUCACAGGCAUAAUACCUCCUCAACUCGGAAGACUCAACCGAGUUGAGAAUUUGAUUCUGCAACAGAAUCAGCUGGAGGGACCGAUUCCUGCUGAGUUAGGAAACUGUUCAAGCCUAACUGUCUUCACUGUUGCUCUCAACAAUCUGAAUGGAUCAAUACCAAAGGAAUUGGGUCGCUUACAAAAUCUUAAUAUCCUAAAUCUGGCCAAUAAUAGCCUAUCAGGGGAAAUUCCGAGUCAACUCGGAGAAAUGACUCAGCUCAUUUAUCUAAAUUUAAUGGGGAACCAUAUUUCAGGUCCAAUUCCAAAGUCAUUAGCCAAACUGGGUAAUCUUCAGAGUCUUGAUUUAUCAUUAAACAACCUGACAGGAGGCAUUCCUGACGAACUCGGCGACAUGGAUCAGCUUCUGUACCUGGUUUUGUCAAACAACAAUCUAUCAGGUGUCAUUCCGACAAGCAUUUGCUCGAAUGCUACUAAUUUGAUGAGUUUGAUUCUGUCAGAGCUUCAACUUUCCGGUCCGAUUCCGAAAGAAUUAAGACAUUGUCCAUCACUGCAGCAGAUUGACUUAUCCAACAACACCCUUAACGGGUCAAUACCCAAUGAAAUCUACGAUAUGACUCAGCUGACUCAUCUCUAUCUCCACAACAACACUCUGAUGGGUUCAAUAUCUCCCCUGAUAGCAAAUCUCAGCAACCUGAAGGAGCUUGCACUUUAUCACAACAAUUUAAAAGGCGGCCUGCCGAAAGAGAUUGGCAUGCUUGGAAAUCUUGAAAUAUUGUAUCUUUAUGAUAAUCAGUUAUCUGGCAAGAUUCCUGUCGAAAUUGGCAACUGUUCGAGCUUGCAAAUGGUCGAUUUCUUCGGAAAUCGUUUUAACGGGGAGAUACCGUUUUCAAUCUGGAGACUGAAGGGACUAAAUUUGCUUCAUUUGAGGCAAAAUGAGCUUGUGGGUGAGAUUCCUGUUAGUUUGGGUAACUGUCAUCAACUAACUAUUCUGGAUUUGGCAGAUAAUAAUCUCUCAGGAGGGAUUCCUGCAAGUUUCGGGUUUCUCCAAGCUUUAGAACAGCUGAUGCUUUAUAACAAUUCUCUUCGAGGUAAAAUUCCUGAUUCACUUGCCAAUUUACGAAACCUGACAAGAAUCAAUCUUUCAGGAAACAGAUUGAAUGGUAGCAUUGCUCCAUUGUGUAGCUCGAGUUUGUUUCUUUCUUUCGAUGUAACGGAUAAUGAAUUUGAUCAGGAGGUUCCUUUACAACUAGGGAAUUCGCCUUUUCUUGAAAGGUUAAGACUAGGAAACAAUAAGUUUACGGGUAAAAUUCCGUGGACGUUUGGAAAAAUUCGCCAGUUGAGUUUGUUAGACCUGUCAGGAAAUUCGCUUACGGGUGCUAUACCUCCAAGCCUUAUGUUGUGCAGCAAAUUGACUCAUAUUGAUCUGAAUAACAACUUUCUUUCUGGGUCUAUACCAUUGUGGCUUGGCAGGGUGAAACAGUUGGGAGAGCUGAAGCUCUCCUCUAAUCAAUUCGUUGGGUCGCUUCCGCCGCAGCUGUUUAAUUGUUCCAAAUUACUGGUUCUUUCUCUUGAUGGGAAUUCACUCAAUGGAACUCUUCCUGUUGAAGUUGGCAAGUUGGAAUCUCUUAAUGUUCUCAACCUCGAGCGCAACCAGAUGUCAGGGUCAAUCCCUCGUGAUCUCGGUAAGCUAAGCAAGCUGUAUGAGCUUAGGCUGUCGCAUAAUAGCUUCAGUGGUGAAAUACCAUUUGAGCUUGGACAGCUGCAGAAUCUUCAGAGCAUGUUGAAUCUCAGUUACAAUAAUCUCACUGGUUCGAUUCCGGCUUCCAUAUCAACAUUGUCCAAGCUUGAAGCUCUUGAUUUAUCUCACAAUCAACUUGUAGGAGAAGUCCCUCCUCGAGUCGGCGAAAUGAGCAGCCUGGGAAAGCUUAAUUUAUCAUACAACAAUCUUCGAGGAAAAUUAGGCGAGCGAUUCUCACACUGGCCAGCUGACACGUUCGAAGGGAAUCUGAAUCUCUGUGGAACGCCUCUUGAUCACUGCGAUGGAUCUGGUUCAGGGAAUAGACAAUCUGGACUAAGCGAAUCCAUGGUGGUCGUUGUCUCAGCAAUAACAAGCUUAGUUGCAAUUAGUCUACUGUUAGUUUUGCUUGCUUGUUUCUUCAAACACAGGCGAGAAUCUCUUAAAAGAGCAAGUGAACUGAACCUGUUUUACUCGUCUAGUUCGUCAAAAGCACAGCGCAAACCACUGUUUCAAAAUGGUGUAGCCAAGAGAGACUUCAGAUGGGAAGAGAUCAUGAAAGCCACAAAAAACUUGAGUGAUGAGUUCAUCAUUGGCUCGGGAGGGUCCGGAACAAUCUAUAGAGCUGAAUUGCACACGGGAGAAACAGUGGCCGUAAAAAGGAUUCUGUGGAAAGAUGACUACCUGCUUAACAAAAGCUUCACGAGGGAAGUGAAGACACUCGGAAGGAUCCGGCACAGGCAUCUGGUGAAGUUGCUGGGAUAUUGUACCAACAGAGGAGCAGGUUCUAAUCUGUUAAUUUACGAGUAUAUGGAGAAUGGAAGCGUGUGGGACUGGUUGCAUCAAAAACCGGUUAAUAGCAAAAUGAAGAAAACUUUAGACUGGGAAGCGAGGUUAAAAAUAGCUGUGGGAUUAGCUCAGGGAGUGGAGUACCUGCACCAUGAUUGCGUGCCGAUGCUGAUCCAUAGAGAUAUCAAGUCAAGCAAUGUGUUAUUGAGUUCCGAUAUGGAAGCACAUCUGGGGGAUUUCGGAUUGGCCAAGGCGAUGGUGGAGGAUUACGACUCCAACACAGAAUCCAAUUCAUGGUUUGCUGGCUCUUACGGCUAUAUUGCGCCAGAGUAUGCCUAUUCGUUUAAGGCCACAGAAAAGAGCGAUGUUUACAGCAUGGGUAUCGUGCUGAUGGAACUUGUGACAGGAAAAAUGCCGACAGAUUCAUUCUUCGGGGUUGACAUGGACAUGGUGAGAUGGGUAGAAAAGCAUAUUGAAAUGGAAGAAUCAGGACGAGAACAGUUGAUAGAUCCUGAACUGAGACCGAUGUUACCAGGUGAAGAAUCUGCUGCAUAUCAAGCACUAGAAAUUGCCCUGCAAUGCACUAAAGCCAGCCCCUACGAGAGGCCUUCGUCCCGGAAAGCCUGUGAAUUCCUCCUUCAUUUGUUCCAUAAUCGAUUGGUGGAUUUCAAGAAGUUGAAUUCAGAUUCUCACAAAUAUAGUUCCUGACAAUUGUUUUUAAGGGAUUGAAGUUUCAAAAAAAAAAGUCAAAAUAAACUAGAAGCAUCACUAUUGGUUUUGUAAAUCCUGUGCUAACUUCAGGUUUUUAAUUUUAGUAAAUGCAUUAUUGCACCA